CCGAGUGAACGGCAUGGCUACCGCCAUUCGAUCGCGCGUUCACAACGGGUCUCUAGAUUCAUCUCAGCCGCUGAUUGGGGUGGAAAAUAGCCAGAGUCACGAGGCCUUGUCAAAAGGCUACUCCAAUGCUGGCCUCACAUGUUCAUGGAUCCCCUGUAUAGUGUAAACAAUAUCUGGUCAAAAGCGGUAACCCAAUCUAGUGUGUACACAAUAUUAUAUCAACGUAAUAUCUAUAUUUUGCACGCAUGCACGUGUGCCUAUAAAGUAAAGGGUUUUGUACAUGUACUUAUAAAUUGCAGGCAUCCAUGCUGUUUAGCUUGGUUGAUUCCACUUAAUUAUUCUCGAUAAAGCAACCAGUCAUGAAUGACAUGAACCACUUCCGACGAAAGGCCUCACUAAAACUGAACCUGUCUUAUUGGUCUUUCUUCCUCUUACUGGUGAGUUCUCAAUCUUGCAAUGGAGCGCGGUUUCUCCUCCCGUCCAUUAAGUUGAUGCGUACACCAAGCCACCACAUCGCACUCACCACUAUCACUCAGGCCCUCGUCCAGCGCGGCCAUGACGUGACUCUACUGAUCAUUGACAACCUGAAUGUGGGUGGCCUUCUGCCAGAUUCAUACACGUCUAAGAUUACCUUACCGAAUCCUAUGACGGAGGAGGAACUCCAGGAGCUCGAUUACUUGAGAAACACGCUUUCGGAAAUGAUUAACAUGACAAAGCUUGAAGUAAUGCAAGAUCCAAGACCAUGGAAAUUGAGCGGCCUAGAUGCGUUUGCAUGUGAUGAGCUGUUUAAGAACACUGGUCUUCUAGAACAGCUCCAGCGUGAACGCUUUGAUAAACUGAUAACCUUUCCUGUAAUGGACACCUGUGAUACAGUUCUUGCCGCCUACUUAGACAUACCAUAUAUUGUUCUAACUGGUACGCGAAGAGUUGUAAGCUUCCACGAAGGAAUGCUUGGUAUUCCAACUCCAGUUUCCUACGUGCCAUUCAGUAUCUUCACGCCAGAGCUGGGUGACCGCAUGACUUUCUUUCAACGCGUCAAGAAUGCAGUAAUGUUUUAUGGUGUACACGUAAUUAUUGAGUACUUCAGUAUCUAUCGUCCUAUCCGUCAGAUGCAACGCACUUACGGCAUCCGACCGGACCUGACUCCGUGGCAGAUGAUCAGCAGGGCAGAAUUAUGGUUGUGUCAUAACACUUGGGCCUUGGAAUACCCGAGACCCAUCGCUCCAAACUGGAUCCCGAUAGGUGGAUUCACCAUCAAAGAACCCAAACCACUCCCAGAGGAUCUAGAGACAUUCGUCGAAGGGUCUGGAGAACAUGGGUUCGUUAUCUUCACGUUGGGAUCAUCGGCAAACAAUAUUGGGAGCAACGCCCUCACCGAUAUAUUUUCGAAGGUUUUCAGCGAAUUGUCACAGAGGGUCAUAUGGAGAUACGUUGGUCCUACACCACGUUACCUUGGCAACAACACACUGAUCUCUGAUUGGCUUCCACAGAAUGACCUUUUAGCUCAUCCCAAAGCUCGACUGCUUAUCUACCAUGCGGGGAGUGCAGGGGUUCACGAGGCCAUCAAUCAAGGCGUUCCGAUGCUCCUCAUGCCGCUGGGUGGUGAUCAGCCUCCGAACGCUCAUCUGGUAGAAGCGAAAGGGAUGGGUCUCGCUCUGGAUGUGAAUGAUUUAGAUGAAGAUAGGAUAAGGACGAGUAUUAACACCCUUCUCAAUGAUGAGAGCUACAAGAUUAAUGCGAAGCGGGCAUCUGGUAUCCUUCGAGACCAACUAGCCAGUCCGCUGGACACGGCGGUAUUCUGGAUAGAGCACGUGGUCAAGUAUGGUGGCGAUCAUCUGCGUCUACGAUCUACUGAAAUGGGUUUCAUCCAGCUCAACUCACUCGACGUAGUCGCAUUUCUAGUCGUUUUAUUGUUAAUAGGAUUAUACAUUGAUUAUUUAAUGAUAAGAGGGUGUUAUAGGUGCCUAUGUAGAAAAACGGUGAAACAAAAAAGUGACUAACCUUCAGGCUAAUCCUUGCAUUUUUUUAUAUUUAGACAAGGAAACUUUGAAUGCAAGUUGACUUUGUGCAAGAAUUUAUAUUUUAAAAUUCACAAAAUUCCCUUUUCCUAGAUUUAUUAUAGGGAGAUUAAGUUUGAUAUCGUUGCAUACACGCAUGAAACUGUAACUUUUUAUUUUUGAUAAGAACCAAUAAUGAAAACAUUGUUAAUGAUAACUAGAGUAAAGGUUAUAGGUACAAUCACAA
Molecule: messenger RNA, 2244 nt
Organism: Strongylocentrotus purpuratus (purple sea urchin)
Lineage: Eukaryota; Metazoa; Echinodermata; Echinoidea; Camarodonta; Strongylocentrotidae
Product: UDP-glucuronosyltransferase 2C1
Exons: 4
Coding region: 360-2000 (546 amino acids)
Molecular function (GO): UDP-glycosyltransferase activity
Source: RefSeq, a predicted model, not a curated record